Molecule: messenger RNA, 526 nt
Organism: Trichoderma asperellum CBS 433.97
Lineage: Eukaryota; Fungi; Ascomycota; Sordariomycetes; Hypocreales; Hypocreaceae
Source: RefSeq, a predicted model, not a curated record
UUAGGCCUGUCGACGCUAUUGGAGACGCAGAAAGGCGACGCUCUCAGAGGGCGUUGGGCGCUAAUAGCGUGUAGGGCUAGGACUUGGUAGGCCUAAGCCGCAUUUUUUUUUUUUUUUGGCUCCCAUUCAUGCCAGCGCAAUUCAGCCCUGCCAUUGGCCUGUGGUGCCGGCGCUUCCCCAAAACCACCCUAGAAGGGCGGAAAGAAACUUUGGCCAGCCUUCUAGCCUCUUUGUCUCUUGUUGGUCAGAUCCAGAGCCAAGGGAAAAAAGACAGAGUCGAGAGCACACACCCCAAGGCCGGCUUUCUAUUGUGCCUUACUUUAUUUUCUUUUUACUUACUCUUAUUGAGCCUGGAACAGGGCGUUUGCUUUCCGACGGCGAGAAUGGCUGGUACACUCUCACACACUCCCCCUCCCCCUAGGGAAGCUUAGAACAAAUGUUUUCUCUAUACGCCGUUAUUCUCUAGAUAUGCGAUAUCUGGAGGCUUACCUGAGGCGGGACCAUUGCGGAGCGAGCUGAGUCUAUU